This is a messenger RNA of Wasmannia auropunctata (little fire ant), 2224 nucleotides long. RefSeq names its product malonyl-CoA decarboxylase, mitochondrial-like. Bases 4 to 1644 code for a protein of 546 amino acids. The transcript has 11 exons. NCBI's taxonomy places the organism in Eukaryota, Metazoa, Arthropoda, Insecta, Hymenoptera, Formicidae. The record is from RefSeq and is a predicted model, not a curated record. Gene Ontology annotation, cellular component: mitochondrial matrix; peroxisomal matrix. Gene Ontology annotation, molecular function: malonyl-CoA decarboxylase activity. Gene Ontology annotation, biological process: fatty acid biosynthetic process; acetyl-CoA biosynthetic process; malonyl-CoA catabolic process.
GUAAUGCUCACUUGUCAUUCUCUGACGUCGCCAUUUUGCCCAGGGGAUCCAAACUUGUAUCGCGAAAAGGAGAGAACUCUUCCAAGAAGCGCUGCCAACCUUCGUCUGAUUCCUUGCCGACCCCUUAUUGCCAACUUGCUUGCCGCAUGGGUAAACAACUGCAGCAGUUGUAGAUAUCGACUCGCGACCACGUUGAAGCGCAACGUUAAACGCGAAUAUGGAACGUCAUCCACUUUACGUGCCGGAGAAAACAGCGAGUUACACACAUACGUGGACGAGGAAUUGCGAGAAAUUUUUAAAUUCAAGGAUACCAAGAUCAGCAACUGGAUCGUAGAGAACAAGGCACGUGCGCUGUGCGUUAGAUAUACCGAGAGCAAUAAAGAUAAUCGCCAAUGGAUUUUACGUACGUUAGCUUCGCAGUAUGCUGUACAGCACAACGCGAUAUGCCAAGUGGCCAAGAGAUUAGUCUGCACUGAGCCUGAAAAUGAACGACAGAUGAUUGUCCAUGAGAGAACUUUGAAAGAUGUUCUUACACCUGCUUAUCAUUGGUUAUUCAUUAUUAUAGGAAGAUUGCAGCAUGGUGUCAAGUUCUUGGUUGACUUGAGAACUGAUGUUCUGGAACUAAUGUCAGAAGUGAAUGAUGCAAGUGAAAGUAUAGUAAUACAGCAACUAAAUCACACUCUGCGAGAUUUGCUUUUACUCUGGUUUUCUGUGGGUUUCUUACACAUGGAACGAAUAACUUGGGAAAGUGCGUGCGAUAUAUUGCAAAAAGUUUCUGAUUACGAGGCGAUACAUCCUAUGAGAAAUUGGUUGGAUUUGAAACGCAGAGUUGGACCAUAUAGAAGAUGUUACAUAUUUACACACCCAUCCAUGCCAAGAGAACCUAUUGUUGUGUUGCAUACAGCAUUAUGUGAUGUUAUACCAGAUAGUGUAAAGGGUAUUGACGAAGCUGAAACUAGAAUUUUGGGAAGCGCAAAGAAAUGUGUAACAUUUCUUGAGGAAGAUAAAUCGAAAAUAAAAGCAGCAAUAUUUUACUCUAUAGUUUCUACUCAGAAAGGAUUGCAGGGGAUUGAGCUUGGUAAUUAUUUGAUAAAAAAAGUAGCUAGCGAAAUCACAACUGAAUUUCCAGCUGUACAACAAUUGUCGAGCUUAUCGCCGAUACCAAAUUUUAAGACUUGGCUAUUUGAUAAACUAAAACAAGACAUGGCAUUUAUAUUUACCACGCAAGAAUAUGAAAUUGCAAAAGAUAUUUUACAAACAGAAAACGUGAUAUCAACCUUAAAAAAGAUCCUGGGCACUUCGUUAUGGACAGGAGACAAGCAACUGUCAGAAUUUUUAAAAGAACCGCUUCUUCGAGCAUGCGCUUGGUACUUGUAUAAAGAAAAGAGACGCGGCUAUGCUUUAAAUGCAGUCGCUAAUUUCCAUUUACGCAACGGAGCUGUGAUGUGGCGAAUAAAUUGGAUGGCUGAUCCUUCGCCACGCGGAGUGGCAAAUAGUUGCGGCAUAAUGGUCAACUAUAGAUAUUUCUUACAAGAUUCUGAGAAAAACAGUCGGAAUUACAUUCAACAUUUUGUCAUAAAUGCUACAGAAGAUGUAAUUAAUCUCGCGACGCAAGUGGAAAAAUUAAGAAAUGUGUGUGCAUGAAAUGUAAUUAUAAUAUAAAUUAUAACAUAAUUAUGAAGGCAUGGAGAAGAGAAAAUAAUAUCAUAACUACGAGUGAAAGAAUGUUAUUACGGCUAACGUAAUGAUGACGAUCGCGAUAAUGAAUUGUAAUCGAUAGCGAGGCAAAGGUAUAUAAUUUAUUGAUUAAAAAAAAUUCUCUUUAUUACUCUUCAAAUUUUAUGUUUUUAUUAAAGAUUAUUAAAUUUGUUCAUUUAUACAAUAGCUGAUUCGCUUCCAGCUUAAAGACAGCACAAUGGUCUGCAGACAGGUCUAGAACAGAUAAUACAAUCUCUAUUAUAAUUCAAAGAUUAUCUCUCUAUUGCUUCUUUUUUUUCUUUUCUUUUUUUUUUUUGCAGAAAAGAUUGCAUUCACAGAAAAGUAUCAUUCUCAAAGAGAUAACAAUCGGAAAGUGCAGUUAUAUUAUGAAACGAUAUUGAAAGCACCGAACUUCUUUUCCGAAAUUAACUUUUCAUUGAUACUUGAAUCGAGUACGUUAUUAUGUGAGCGUCAUGUGUAAUAUGUAAAAGAAAAAAGGAAAUAAAAUUGAGUACACACACCUGUA